This is a messenger RNA of Lethenteron reissneri (Far Eastern brook lamprey), 1642 nucleotides long. RefSeq names its product eukaryotic translation initiation factor 2 subunit alpha (gene EIF2S1). The record is from RefSeq and is a predicted model, not a curated record. Gene Ontology annotation, molecular function: ribosome binding; RNA binding; translation initiation factor activity. Gene Ontology annotation, cellular component: eukaryotic translation initiation factor 2 complex; eukaryotic 48S preinitiation complex. Gene Ontology annotation, biological process: translational initiation. Lineage: Eukaryota; Metazoa; Chordata; Hyperoartia; Petromyzontiformes; Petromyzontidae.
CCGGAUGAGGUGAAGCGCGCGAGAUCGUGACUCGGAAGCGGAAACGCGCGCGUUGCAUGCCGGGUUCUGCCGACCGCGCUGUAGGGCCGCACGUGAGAGUCCGGGCCUCGGGAGCCGUCGCCGCCGCCUCCUCCGCGUCUCCUGUCGCCCCACCUACAAAAUGCCUCUCGGGUGUAGAUUCUACCAGCACAAAUUUCCAGAGGUGGAAGAUGUGGUGAUGGUGAAUGUGCGGUCCAUCGCAGAGAUGGGCGCCUAUGUGAGCCUGCUGGAGUACAACAACAUCGAGGGCAUGAUCCUGUUGAGCGAGCUCUCCCGCAGGCGCAUCCGCUCAAUCAACAAGCUCAUCCGCAUCGGUCGCAACGAGUGCGUUGUUGUCAUCCGAGUGGACAAAGAGAAAGGAUACAUCGACUUGUCCAAAAGAAGAGUGUCUCCUGAAGAGGCUUUGAAGUGUGAAGAUAAGUUUACAAAAUCAAAAACGGUGUACAGCAUUUUAAGACACGUGGCUGAAGUACUGGAUUACUCCAAAGAUGAGCAGCUGGAGAGUCUGUAUCAGCGGACAGCCUGGGUCUUUGAUGAAAAAUACAACAAGCCUGGAUACGGUGCUUACGAUGCCUUCAAGCUCGCCGUUUCAGACCCCAGUGUGCUCGACUUGCUGGAUUUGACGGAGGAAGAGAAGGGAGUGCUGCUGGAGAACAUCCACAGGCGGCUGACGCCACAGGCCGUCAAAAUCCGUGCAGAUAUUGAGGUGGCCUGCUAUGGCUAUGAAGGGAUUGAUGCUGUCAAAGAGGCACUGAAGGGAGGCCUGGCAUGUUCCACAGAGAAGAUGCCGAUCAAGAUUAACCUGAUAGCACCUCCACGCUACGUGAUGACAACCACAACUCUGGAGAGGACAGAAGGCCUCUCCAUUCUCAAUCAGGCGAUGGCAACCAUCAAGGAGAAGAUCGAGGAGAAACGUGGUGUCUUCAACGUUCAGAUGGCGCCGAAGGUGGUGACCGACAUUGAUGAAACGGAGCUCGCCCGGCAGCUUGAGAAGCUCGAAAAGGAGAAUGCGGAAGUGGACGGUGACGACGACGCAGAGGAGAUGGAAGCGGAGGAUUAAUACGCUUUGGUUAUUCAACAGCAUUUGACUUUUGUUCAUGCAUUGGUAUUGUUGGAAAGUGGUCAACAAAAGUUAUUUCACUGAACAAAAUCUUUUAAGUUAAAAAGGUUGUUUACCUGGAAGAACCCCCUCCAAGUAAAAAUGGAAAACUUUUGAACCUAAAAUUGAAGAAAAUUUAAAUGACAAACUAAUAACAGUAGCAAAUACUGUGGCACGUAAUAAUGCUGUCCUUUACCAAAGGCAAUGGGUGCCUAAGUGUAUUCAUAUAAAUGCCAACAGACUAGCCGAAUCUGAGUAUUAUACACCUCCAGUGUAUUAAGCUCAAAAGCAGCAAUGCCUGUGUGGUUUGAAUGAUGGUGAGCAGUUGCUUAAUAAUAACAAUAUCUCUUUAUAACCUUAAGUCACCAUUUUGGCCAUUACCUACAUAUAGUUUACAUUCCAAAUCAGUGCUACUUACCACAUUUGAAAAAUUGUGAGGUCUCAACAUGCAGGAUAUGGCUGUAUUUGGUUUUAGUAAAUUGUUGAAUAAAAAGUCCAACUGAU